AGAAAUAUUUUUUGUCAUUUAAUUCAGUUGAAAAUGGCUAAUUUUGCUUUAAUUGUUUUCGCAAUCUUUGCCUCACCCAUCGUGAGAGCUGAUGAUUGUGGUCAAAUUUUUGUGAAGGGUUUAACUAAUGAAGAAAAACAGUUGAUUGUCAAUAAACACAAUGAGAUUCGAUCUUGGAUUAUGCAAGGCACAGUACCAGGUCAGCCAAAAGGCAAAAAUUUAAAUAUUGUUGAGUGGGAUGAUUACUUGGCUUCUGAGGCUCAAAAAAUUAGUGAAACGUGCGCUAUGAAACAUCUUCCUGUGAAAGAUGAUCGAUUUUAUGUUGGCCAAAAUAUAGCAGCUUGGAGUAGUACUGCUUCAAAUAAUGAUUCUAAUCUGGAAGCCCUUAUUAUGAUGUGGUAUAACGAAUAUCCAAAAUUUAUUUAUCCAAAUCUUUCUAGUGAUUCUGGACAUUACACUCAAGUAAUUUGGGAUAAAACUCAGUAUAUUGGUUGUGGAUACACAUACUAUCGAAAAAGUGUAAACGAUUGGUAUGACAAACUUUUUGUGUGCAAUUACGGUCCUGGAGGGAAUAUUGUGGGAGUAGCUCCCUACGAGAAAGCAUGAAUAGACUGGACUUGGGGUUUGUUAUGUUGUACAGUUAUAAACUUUACAAAAUGAAAAUAAAUAAAUACAUAUUACGAAUAUAUAUACAAUUACUUUUGUGUUUUUUUUUAAAACUAUUUUUUUGUUGAAAUUGAUAUUUUAUAAAGAGUUUUGUACCAUGCAGGAAAAUAUAAGGCAAAA
Molecule: messenger RNA, 786 nt
Organism: Tribolium madens (black flour beetle)
Lineage: Eukaryota; Metazoa; Arthropoda; Insecta; Coleoptera; Tenebrionidae
Product: venom allergen 3-like
Exons: 6
Coding region: 34-606 (190 amino acids)
Cellular component (GO): extracellular region
Source: RefSeq, a predicted model, not a curated record